AUGAUACGGGGUAAGUUUGACAACGAAAAGGAAGAAGUGGAUGGUAAAGCAAGUUCAAGUGUUACCGAAGACUGUGAUUUCAUGUCCCCUAAGCUUAGUGAUUGGUCAGGUAGAGGUUCAGAAGACAUGCUUGAUUGUUUUCCUGAUCGAGGCGAUAAAUCUGUAUCGAUGGAUGAUCUUAAAGCUCACCCCUCCAUGUCAUGUAGGACCCGCUUUGGUCCUAAAUUUAACCAAGGAAUGACCACAUCAUCUGCUGGCAGCAUGACUCCUAGGUCGCCAUUGAUGACACCAAAAACCAGCCAGAUAGACAUGUUAUUGGCAGGGAAGGGUGUCUAUUAUGAACAUCAUGACCUUCCACAGAUGAAUGAGCUUGCUGAUAUUGCUCGAUGUGAUGGCAAUACGCCACUAGAUGAUGACCGAUCUUUGUCGUAUCUGCUGACGUGUCUUGAUGACUUAAGAGUCGUGACCGACCGGAGAAAAUUUGAUGCCCUGAUCGUUGAGACAUUUGGAGCACGCAUAGAGAAGCUUAUUCGGGAGAAGUAUUUGCAGAUUUGUGAGAUGGUUGAUGAUGAAAAAGUUAACAUCGCAAGCACGGUUAUCGAUGAAGAUGCUCCAUUGGAGGAUGAUGUGGUACGGAGCUUGAGAACCAUCUCUAUACAUUCCGGAAAUAAGGACCGCACUUCCAUUGAUGACUUUGAGAUUAUAAAACCGAUUAGUCGUGAUGAUGCAAUUGUAUAUAAAUGA
Lactuca saligna is the source of this 744-nucleotide messenger RNA. The record is from the annotation of a GenBank genome assembly. NCBI's taxonomy places the organism in Eukaryota, Viridiplantae, Streptophyta, Magnoliopsida, Asterales, Asteraceae.